Molecule: messenger RNA, 1282 nt
Organism: Contarinia nasturtii (swede midge)
Lineage: Eukaryota; Metazoa; Arthropoda; Insecta; Diptera; Cecidomyiidae
Exons: 6
Coding region: 151-1116 (321 amino acids)
Source: RefSeq, a predicted model, not a curated record
UAAGAAAUGUAAGUGUAUGUGUGUGAACAAUGUUGACGUUGUUAGUAUAUUCUCCGUUUCAUCGUACACCUGGAACGUUUAGUUUCAUUUCAGACAGUGAAUGAUCUACAACCGUCAAAACUCUGAAUAGUGUUUAGUAAUCGGUCAAAAAUGAAAACAUCUGAUAAAGCAAGUGUUAAAAAUAUAAUUCGAGGAAUUUCCAAUCGAUUAUGUGUUUUACUUGUUCAUUUACUUGUAAUCGGCGUUGCUUCAAUUUUUUAUUGCUAUGGAAUGGAAAGUGAUGCUUACUUCCAAAGUUCAUUUGCAGUACAGUGGUUCUUCUUAAUGAUUGCAACAGCAUCUGUGCCGGUAUUGAAGUACAUUUUCUGUGUGAAAUUCACUUGCCGUUGGACGAAAAUAUGUUGGGAACUUGUAAUGUUCUUGCUCUCCGAAACAGUCAUUUGUUUAUCAUUUGUAAUGCUAAAGGAUAAAAUGGUCAGCCAUGGAUUGGAUCUCAACUCACAUUCAAUGGAUGCUAAAAUUUAUCAAGCAGUUCUAUACAGUACUAUAAUCAGUGUAAUAACAACCACACUAUCUCACUUGACCGUAAUUUAUCAUUUGGUGGAUGAUACCAAAGACAUAAAUCCUUUCAUAUUUUGUAUGAGAUUUUCUUCACAUUUUCUCAUGAUCACAGUCAAUUUCGUAUACACGAUGAUUUUUGCAUUAAGUCCGAUUGAAUUUAAUCAACAGGUCACCUUAUAUCUAUUAUUGAUUUUGCCGCCGAUUUUGUGCAUAUUCAUGUAUGAUAUACUUCAAUUAAUAUGGGAUAGACUAACCAAAAAUCCACUCAGAUGUAUACCGCGUUUAUAUACGCUUUUCGUGUAUAUUGUGUUAGUAUACAGUCUCAUCAUAAUAACCAUUCUUUAUAAAAAACAAUCGGACGAUUAUUUGAAGGUGAACAAAGAUUUUACCUCGUUCAUAUUCAUAGCGAGCUUUACGCUGACCUUCUCAAUUGGACGUUAUCACAUAUUGACCACAAAACUUGGUCUUCUUACGUUCAGCGAAUUGAUUUUCAAGUGGAACAAAGAAGUGGUUUGCUCACGUAAGCAAAAAUACGAAAUGGAAAGUACUAUAUAGAGUUUUGCUACAAUGGAAGAAGUUCUUACUAAGAACAAUUGGAUGUCUACGUAGAUUGGAUCACCAAAAUAACUUAUUUAACUCGAAUAACAUUUUUAUCUCUUAUUCAUAAAAAAUGCAAAAGAAAUAAAAUUGAGGGAGAUACAGAAAAGAAUAGAAUUAAAAU